AUUCAUAUUUUUCACCAAAAUUCUUAAAUAAUGUCACAACUACAUGUAUUCGGGUGUUGAAUUUCACCGAUAAUGGUUCUUCAAGUUGUAAACAACUGCCAAGUAUUUUAACAUACACGGAUGGAAUAGAAUUCUUACGAUUACCAAUAUCAAAUCUUGUUCAAAACGACAGUUCUACUUCAGAAUCAGUUUCGCUCAUUAAUAAUACCAUACCAAUCAGUUCAUUUAUUUGUAAGAAUUUAAGUAAUGCAGUAAUAUCCUGUCCAACAUCUCCACCAUCUUCACUUGAUUCAGCCAACCGGACAUGUUUGCAUGUGAUCACAAGUGUGAAGUUUAUUAUGGUUUACAAUCAAAAUGGUAUAAUAAACGUUUCAGUUGAAUUUAUCAUGGCAAAUAUCACAACUACACUAUUUGAACAAUUUCAUACAAUACAAUUUAUUGAAGAAAAAAAUCGAUUGCCUAAUACAAUUGCUCUAACUAUGGACUUGAAUUAUCUAAGUGGAAAUCCAGGUUACCUAAACAAUUAUCCUAUUCGAGCUGGUUAUAUUGAGAAUGUGAAUACUACUACUACUAUUAAUACUACUCGUACUACUACUACUACUACUGCUAACCCAUAUAUUGUGAUGAAAUCAUAUCCUACUGCGAAUCCUACAAUUCAUCUAAAUGAAAAUGGUCGAAUGAAUUUUGGUUGGUGGCCUAUACCGAAUGCCGGUGAUUGUACAGAAUACACUAAUCCAUUGAAUACAAUAUUAUUUGGAAGAAAUAUUUUCACUUCAUGUAUAUUAAGACUUAAGCCAUGGCAAGAGUAUAAUUAUACAAAUUGUGAUCCAUUGGAACAAGUUAUUCGCCUAUUAUUAAAUCUCAAUAAACCACCUAUUACUCAUAUUGGCAUAUGGGGUAAUGCAGAUAAUAAGCGUAUGACAGAUUGGAUUAAAUUGGAUAUAGUCGAUGCGAAACAAAAUAAUAAGAUAGUUUUUUCGAAUGGGACAAAAUCUUGGUCAUGUCAAAAUAUCAUUAUAGGUCAAACAAUUAAUAUUUAUUAUGCUCGAAAAGGUACUCUAUACAAUCCAAAAAAUCGUAUUAUUUCAGUGAAUAAAGUUUACAAACGUGGAAAUAUUGAAUAUAAAUGUUAUGGUUAUGCGUGUAUAGUAGUAGACGAUAGUCAAUUAAAUCGUGAACAGAAAUUCUUCCUUUUUACAAAUGUAAUAUUUCAUGAUUUAACUGUACUAUGAAAAUUGACUGUAUUGGAACUAAGCUG
Schistosoma turkestanicum is the source of this 1258-nucleotide messenger RNA. The record is from the annotation of a GenBank genome assembly. Lineage: Eukaryota; Metazoa; Platyhelminthes; Trematoda; Strigeidida; Schistosomatidae.